This is a messenger RNA of Zingiber officinale, 3130 nucleotides long. Its product is annotated as G-type lectin S-receptor-like serine/threonine-protein kinase SD2-5. Bases 1337 to 2890 code for a protein of 517 amino acids. Gene Ontology annotation, molecular function: protein kinase activity; ATP binding. The record is from RefSeq and is a predicted model, not a curated record. The transcript has 7 exons. Gene Ontology annotation, biological process: protein phosphorylation. Lineage: Eukaryota; Viridiplantae; Streptophyta; Magnoliopsida; Zingiberales; Zingiberaceae.
UUCCAUUUUGCUUUUCUCAUCCCUGGUCUGGCAGAUCAGUUCGAUCAGUCAUGAAACCACUUCCGCCCUUCCAAAUCUGUAUGGGAAUCGUCUCCCGUAAGAAGCAUCGAUCUCUGGCCUUCUCUUCCCUUAGUUGACUUAAUUCUCCGACAGAAUCCCACGUUUGAUCUUGCCCAGCAACAACAGUUGGCUGCUUGUCAAUUAUCGCACUCACGACGGAACAGGUCCUAGCCUUUAACAUAACCGCCUUUGCCAGAGUAUAUAUGCGGCGAAUCGAGCUUGUAGUCGUGAGCUUGCGACAGGGUGAGCUGACAGGUGACCACGCUGCCAGUAGCCGCCGGCCUCAUGCUAGCGGCCGGCAAAGUUAUCAGCGCACGAUUGGCGACUGGAAAUGCUUCCAGCCACGUGCUAGUGGCCGGAAACACUGCCAGCCACUUGCUGGCGGGCGAAUACAUCACCAACCACCGGAGAUCAAGGAAAAGAGGAAAAACAAUUAGGGAAGGAGAUUAGCUAGAGAAAAUCGCUGACAAAAAGAAGAAACGUGUGCGCGAGAAAGGAAGGGCACGCAUGUCCUAAUAAUUUCGGAAUUCCCGACGGAAGGUAGCUCAUUUUUUCUGUAAAUUAAUAUAAUUAUUGAUGGAAGUUAAAUUUUAUCUAUAAUAUCAAAAAAUACACUGACAGAAUAAUAUUUCGUCGAUAAACCUGAUAAAUCUUGUAGUAUAAUCUUUAUUUUAACAGGAAUUACCCAAAAAACACACAGAGUUAGGAAUUAAUUAAAAGAUACAUCGUACUUUGAUAAUUAUCAAAGGACACACUCACUCACUCAUAUCAUAUGCUUUCUGCCAAAUCUUACUUGUUACUCUCUUUCCUCUCUCAUUUACAUAUAACUUUUCUCUCUAUUUUCUUUCCUCCCAUUAAAUUUUUUAUUCUUUUCUCCUUUACAUAUCCUAUGAAAGUUUAAUCCGGGAUACACAUGUAAAACCUGAAAUAAGUAAUAGAGAAUAUUUUAAAAUUUUUUGUAAUCUCAUAAAUCCAUAGGACCGACAUUAUUUAGAUUUUUGAAAAUUUACACCCAUCUAAUGAUUGAGUGAGAGAAAAGCAUAUAUAUAUGACGUGGAAACAUUGGUUAUCAUCAAAGUAUCAGGCCACGUGGGACCUGAUUUACUCAGAUCAAGCCCAACAACACGGACUUCUGUGCUAUCCUUUACUUUGACUUACGUUUCCGUGUUGAAUAUUUAUCUAUCGUUUACUUUGACUUGCGUUUCCGUUUUGAUCCCGAUACUCGUAGCCUCUCCAUUUGUCUUCUCAUCCCUGGCAGAUCAGUUCGAUCAGAGUCAUGAAACCGCCUACGCCCUUCCAAAUCUUUGUAGCAAUCGUCACCGGAGCUACAGCCAUCUGCUUGCCAAUCAUCGCACUCACGACGUAUCAGGUCCCAGCCUUUAACAUAACCACCUUUGCCAUAGUUCUCUGUGUGUUAUUCGUUAAAUUAAUAUGGCUCUACAGACAGUCGAGCAAACAACUUCGGCCCCACAUGACUGCCGUAAUCAUCGCCAUGGCUGUAAUUUUCUCUGGGCUAAUCCUUAGCGUGGUAAUAUGGAGGAUCCCUCUCGCCAUCCCCACUGUCGUAGCAGUGGUUCUGUUCGUGGUGUUUACUGUGGGUACUGCCGUCCUCAGGUGGUUCCCCAUAAGAAAGUUUCAGUAUCCAACCAAUUUGGGCAAAAUACCACGAUCAGUUGCUAGAAGAGCACUCCUCAACAAGCCGACGAGGACGAACAUAAUACCACGAACAGUUGCUAGAAGAGCACUCCCCGAUGAGCCGAUUAGUACGACGACGAUAGAGAAUUUUCUUAACAAGUUAGCCGAAGAAAGUCCCAUCCGGUUUUUGCCUCAGCAGCUCGCAGAGUUCACGCAAAAUUUCACAGUCAAAUUGGGUUCUGGCGCGUUCGGAUCAGUCUAUAAAGGCGAACUCCCCGACCAGAAACCCAUCGCCGUCAAAGUCCUCGUCGGAAUCAUGGACAAGAGAAUGGAGGAGCAGUUCAUGGCGGAAGUGGGCACCAUCGCCGGCACCCAACACAUUAACCUUGUCCGUCUAUACGGCUUCUGCUACGACGACACCCUGAUCGCGCAGGUGUAUGAGUUCAUGGAGAACGGCUCCCUCGACAAGUUCUUGUUCAACGAGGAUGACGUCGACACGUUACAAGAAAAUGAUCGCAAGGUGAUAGAGUUCGGAAGGCUGAAUGAGAUCGCCAUCGGCGCGGCGAAAGGAAUCCGGUACCUGCACGAGGAGUGCCAGCGGCGGAUCAUCCACUACGACAUCAAGCCGGGUAACAUCCUCCUCGACGCCAACUUCAACCCGAAAGUGGCGGACUUCGGGUUGGCCAAGCUGAUGGGCAGGGAGUACACCCACAUGAGCAUGACCGGAAUGAGGGGCACGCCGGGGUACGCGGCGCCGGAGAUGUGGUUGCCUUAUUCUCCGGUCACCUACAAGUGCGACGUCUACAGCUUCGGGAUGCUACUGUUUGAGAUGGUGGGGAGGAGGAAGAACUUCGAUUGUCGCGCGGCGGAGAGCGAGAAGAAAUGGUUUCCCAAGCUGGUGUACAAGCAAUGGGACAGUGGAAUGCUGGGGGAGGUCAUGGCGGCUUGUGGGAUUGAGCAGAAGGCGGAGAGGGAGAGAGCGGUGAGGAUUUGCAAGGUGGCGCUGUGGUGCGUCCAGUACAGCGCGGAGGCGAGGCCGUCGAUGAGCAAGGUGCUGCAGAUGCUGGAGGGAGAGAUUGAGAUCGAGACACCGCCGAAUCCUUUCACUGGCUUGUAUGUUUCAGACGUGCCUGAUAAUCAUUUGAGUGGAGGAAUCAGUAAUAGUAAUGACCUUCAAAGUUUACUUCCAGUUUGAAGCUAAUCCUCGUAAACUGAUAAUGUUUGAGGUUCGUGGGUUGGUGUAAGAUUUUCAUUUCCAGAUUUCUGCUGUAAGUAGAUUUGCCUAUUGAAGAGCAUACUGUGCAAAUCAUAUCAAUCGGAGCCACAUAGGCACUUUUGUCAUCUUUUUCGUUGUCUCUGACUUUUCAGAGCAUUUCUGACUUGAACUACCAUUGCUGCUGUAAGAUUUCAAAGUUUCCUUCCAGUUUGAAGCUAA